AUGGCUGUCUCUGACGAGACAGCUAGCUCUAGACGGAAAUCUUCCCUGGAAGAAUUGGUAGCAUAUCUGCGGAGAGCUAUUGGAAGACUCGCAGAAAACAAUCUUUUGAUAAUUCCACUAGAUAUAGUCAAAGUCUUCCUAGGAUCACUUGAUAGUCUCGAGGGAGCUGGUUUUUCAGAUUUAGUUGCGCUAUUUGAUGGGGAAAACAAGGGGAAUUGCUCGAGGCUUGACCUCGUUUCUUUACACUGCAUGCUUCAUAUUCUUCUGCGAGCCCCUCCAUGCCUUGCUCGAGAGAGGGGCUUUUACCUCUUCCUGAAAUCUAUGAGGGACCUCACGGACAGCAUCCAAAAGUCUCCGCACUAUACCGUAGUGGUUGCCUCUCGUCAGCGCAAAUCGCUUAUUGGACAAAAGACUUUCCAUCAUCUGUUGGGCACGUUUGUGGGAGGGAACAACACCAGACCACGAAAAUGGAGUGGUCAGCUCAUACUCGAACUGAUCCGUAGGUCUAACGACAGCAGAGGAUUCCGGAAACUCGGGGAAAUGGUUCUGGACGAAACGGACUACAUCCUACGACUGCUGGCCGCAGUACUGAUCCAGGAGAUGGUUGCUUCUCAGCUCGACCCUCGUAUCUUCUGGCCUCAAGACACACCACAAGCCACCAUUGAUCUAUUCUCCAUCCGGUCCACGGUCGAUAGGACCUGGAUUCAGAAAUUUAAUAAUUUUGUCGCUCAUCACGAAUUGAAGCAAAACAGAAAGGCAGCAAGAAUGCAAAUCGCCCGAGAAAUCAAUGUUGGAGAAUCAAAAUUUGGCCCUAGCAACUGUUUGAUAGGGGUAUUGGUUUCCAAUAUCCUCACCAUUAUGAUUUCCGAGGAUAACCGCUUCCGGCUUAUGGAUAUCCGCUUAGGUCUAAUUGACAAGCUCGUAUUGUACGAAAAGAAUGCGAUUCUUGACGUGUAUCUACAUCCAAAUUGUUGUUAUAUGACAAAUGGAUUGUUGGAAAAGGCAGACAUCGUCUCAGUGAUAUAUGAGAGCCAACCCGAAGUGACUGAGAUCCGCGAUAUACUUGAGAAAAAACGUCUUUCCGUCAAAAAGGUAACAGGAGGAGUUAAAGGCACCAAAGAUUUCCCCGUGACCGGGGCGUCAGCGAAGAAAGCUCGACAAGCAUCUGCAGGCGGACAUUUACUCCGAAGGACGGACAAUACAUGGGGUCCAUCCACGUUGGGCUGCAGUGCUGCUACGCGCACAGCUCGAAACUUGGAAAGAAAGCGAUCUCACAGAACUAUGAUAUUUCCUUCGGAGGGGGAAGUUAUUAGGUGUUCCAGUGCCCAUCUUGAUUUGAGCUUGUCUGACAGUCAUAACUCAAACUCAAACGAAGGCAGCCAAGGUGAGUCAGAUAGAGGAGCUGAAGAGCAGGUAGACAAGGAUUCUCCAUCAGCGCUUAAAAACCACAGCACCAUAGAAGGAGAAUUUUGGGGGUCAUCAAACCUAUCAAGGGUGGGUGAGACCCCAACACCUGAACACCCUGCUGCGAGUACCCCCAACAACCAGGAGAAACAAAACCAAAGUCCCCAGAUAUCUCCUAAUGCUGCAAUCCCCGUCAAAGCACAACCUAUGUCCUGCAAUGGGGGGCCUUCAUCAAAUAUUAUCGGUGUGGUUCAGCCGCAUGGGAUUAGUCAGAUUGAGGGUGACUGCCCCAUUGGGCUGCCAAGCCUAGCACAAGCUCUUCAACUUCAACUUCAACCUCAAGACUCCAACUCAUCUCCGGAUAUGCUCGAACAGGACAGACAGGCUCGGGAAAGUAGUCCGGAUUUGGGUGGUUUGGCUUUGGAACAGACAUCUUUUGUUGCCGCCAAGCCCAUGGCUGGCCCAGAACAACUCCCUGAAGUUGAGGACGAAUAUCCGGGCUUUCGGGAUACCAAUAACAGUCCAACCAAUUCCACAAGGAUGGGCCAACCAGUCCAUGUCUCCACCAAAGAAACAGCGAAGAUAGCGAGCAGCCAAAAUGUAACGGAGAUUCCCAAUCAAAUUGGAAACAACUCUAAACUUAAGCGGCCUCAUAACCGAAUCAGCGAAUCUACGGGUUACAAACUAGUCGUAGAUUGGGAUCAGGACCUUCGUGUCGACGAUACACCCAAGGAUGGGCCAGAAAGCUGCUCCAAGAAGCCGAGAAAAACUCCCCCCCAAACCAAGGGACCCGGCAGAGCUGACAAGUCCAAGAGCGCCUCAAGCUCAGCGGGAAAGAAGAGCCAGCAAGUGGCUCUCCAAUUGACUCCUUGCAUUGAGUCAACCCCACGGAACAAACCUACUUCAGAGAAGAAAUGUAAGACGAAGCGAUUAGGUCGUCAAGUUACGAAAACUUUGACAUCCGCCCGACAACCACGAGCUGCCGCAGAGAGAGCGAACCAAAAAUUGGCCUUAGCGAACGAGUAUGAAAAUGCGACUUACGACUUUGAUGAUCCUAUUGAAUCAAGCCUUCCUGAAGAGGCUGUCUUAGUUGGCAGCCGGACAAAUAAGCCAGCUGACACCGACAUAACACAGCCUGUUCUGACUUGUGAACAGAACCUGGCUCCAGAUGAUGUUCAGGAAGAGCCGUUGCGCUCCAUCGAGUAUCUCGUCAACACCAAAUGUGGGACUCCAACCUCGGAAGAAGUUUCCGAUCUCGUUCUCUCUGAAAAUGUUGGAUCUGAGCAGACCACUGGCAACAUUAAAAACGGGCCACGUUUCCCCCUGACUCGACAGGAUGAUACCGACGGCCAUCUAUAUUUCCAGAGAAGCGAUCCGCUGUCCAGGGAGCAGAGCCACCCAAUUCAUGCAGAGGGCGUUGAAAUCCAACCCAAGACCAAUAUCCACAUGCAGGAGGUUGUUUUCGAGCGCAGGGAAACCAGUUUGGGGAAGAGACUCUCUGAGGCAUUGGUUAAAGCCGGCAUUCUUUCUUCAAACACUCUGAAAACUGGAAAUGGCGUUGGCAAUGAAAGCAAUAGAAAUUCAUUGUUGGACCAAGGCGAAAUUAAUGACAUGGAAGCCCAUCCGCGAACGGGAAUAUCUCAAAUCUCCAAAAGUGUUUCUCAGUUUAUUUCGCGCCAGGCUCUUGCUGGCCAACGCACGUCUGUAGUUGAACAAGGCAAAGAAGGCUGCUCAGGGAUACCACUGACGGACAACGAAGAAUCAAGUUCCAAGUCCGUCAAGCCAAACGUCGAUGCUGAGCAGGGCCCGUCGGAAGAAUCUGUGAAUGAUCACGAGGCUCAGACAAUGCAGCCAACCAUAAAGCGCCAAUCAAAAACUUCAACCGAACUUUAUAGUAUUCUAAAACCCGCUACAACUAAAUUCGACAAGAUUGGAGUCGACAGUGGUAUCCCUUCACCAAACGAAAUGGUGAUGAGAACAGUACAAAUCGUCUGUUUUAAUCCAAACGGACCAAAAAAUCAUUGUGCUAUACCGGGCUCUCAGGCCGGCCAAAAUUCGAAGCAAAAUGACGCUAAUAAGACCGAAUCACACAAGAUUGGGGACCCUGAUCCUGUUAAGAAUGGGUUAGACACUCGGCCCGAUGCCGAAAUUAGUGACGUUGAUGAUCUGGAUGAGAUUUCCCUAAUUCCAACUUCUGACUGUCUUGGACUGGCAAUCGAUGGGCACACCAGUGGUUUAAUCGCACAAACCCAUUCCAGCUCAAUCUGUGAGUUGACCGCAACUGAGUUCCUAUCGCAAGGCCGGACAGUUCAGAUGAUCCCAACUCACAAUCAGUUGGUCGAUGAGAAUGGCAGUCCACAACCUUUCCGUAGAGAUCUCUGGAGAAAUAGGGCAACAACUCUUACAUCUAACAUUGAACUCCCUAGCGACACUCCAGAAACAUCACAGUCGUCGGAACUUUCAGGUGUUUCCUCCAGAGAAGACAGCGGGGUUGAUCGUAUCGAUCCGAUAUCCUCUGAUUCCGACAGUAACGACGGAUAUCUUGGAGUUCGGGAUCUCAACGAGAACAGGGUGAGCCACCUCAACACCCAUUCAGAAAUUCCGCCCCAGCGCAAGGACACGUCCUCUAAAAGAGCCGGUCGAGAUUUCAGAAGUUUGGAGGUGCGGGAUCGCCCAGACCCCGACAGCAAGGCCUUUUGGAGACGCAGCGCCCCGAGUACGUUUGCUGAGCGUCUGAGAGGAAAACAGGAACAGACAAGACGGAAUAAGAAGUCGAGCAGAAACAGCAAGGUACAGAAGCGCCCGCCAACAUUGAGUAAGGCUUACCGAAAAUCAAAUAUCAUGUCGCUCGUAGAAUCGAGUAGUGACAUCAGUGAUGAUGGUGAGAACUCCGAAGCGGACAAAUCUAGAGUGAAGAACGGGGUCUGGUGUAGAGCUCAGGUUUCGGCUGGGUCAAGCUCAAAUCUGUCAGAUACCCUAGUGGAAGAAUAUCGAGAUGUGGGAUCUGAGUGGCAAAAUGCCUUGCGAGCUACUCUAAAGACAGGUCUUGAUAUUCUACUAGAUGCCAGUAGCCGACUUGUUCGACACUUAUUGGACGAGGAAGAAGCCAUCGAUAGGGUUGUAGACACAUAUAAAAAGGACGGGGCAAGGUUGAUAGAUCGACUGGAACAGAGAUAUGUCCAGGAGCUCCAGGACAGCGAAGUUAUACUCCAACCUAUAAAGCAAGAGUUAAUAUGGAAUUUGGAAGGGAUGCUUGCUGGUCUCGACAACAAUAGGCGGAGCCUUUCUAAACAACCCGCAUUGAAAGACCUCUCCGCUGCAGUCCAUAAACGGAAGAAGUUCAGGGGACAACUUGACGUCGUGAUAAAAGAAUAUGAGAUGCGCGGAUAG
Paracoccidioides brasiliensis Pb18 is the source of this 4794-nucleotide messenger RNA. RefSeq lists its product as uncharacterized. The transcript has 7 exons. The coding region runs from base 1 to 4794 and encodes 1597 amino acids. The record is from RefSeq and is a predicted model, not a curated record.